GCUGGGCCACGCCAGGAUGUGGGUAAACACGCCUCUCCGUCUGAGGGUGGAUAUUUCUUCUGCUUAUAUAGCCCACGGCAGCUCCAACAGACAGCACGGAAGAAAAGCAGCAGUGCAGCUUGUCGACAACCAGAAUCUGACUUCUCUCCUCAACCAGACCUUCAGCACCAUGGCACACAAGGAGUUCCAGUUAGCAGGGAAGAAGCCCGGCCUGCAGAUAUGGCGGGUGGAGAAGAUGGAUCUGGUGCCCGUUCCAUCUAAGCUCUAUGGAGACUUCUACACCGGGGAUGCGUACAUCAUCCUCUACACCACAUCUGCUCCUUCUUACAACGUGCAUUCAUGGAUUGGUGAUGAAGCCACCAAAGAUGAGAGCGGGGCUGCUGCCAUUUUCAUCACUCAGCUGGACAGUCACCUUGGUGGGGCUCCAGUGCAAUUCAACGAGUUCCAAAACCAAGAGUCACUCACCUUUCAGGGUUACUUCAAGUCUGGCAUCAAGUACAAGCAAGGUGGAGUAGCCUCAGGCUUCAAGCAUGUUGUGAUCAACGACAUGAAUGUGAAGCGCCUGCUGCAUGUCAAAGGCCGCCGUACAGUCAGAGCCACUGAGGUGUCUUUGUCCUGGGCCAGCUUUAACAGAGGAGACUGCUUCAUCAUUGACCUAGGAAAGGACAUCUACCACUGGUCUGGCAGUGAAAGCAAUCGCUAUGAGCGGCUCAAAACCACUCAGAUGGCCAACGACAUCCGUGACAAUGAGAGAAAUGGCCGUGCUGAGGUGCACAUGACUGAAGAGGGUUCUGAACCCGAGGCUGUUAUCAAAGAACUUGGACCAAAGCCGGAGCUCCCUUCAGGAGAAUCUGAUGUGUCUGAUGAAAAGACCAAGAUGAAUAAGGCGUCUCUUUAUCUGGUUUCUGAUGCUGCUGGUCGCAUGUCAACAACUUUGGUGGCCAGUUCAAACCCAUUCAAACAAGACAUGCUCUCCCCCAGUGAAUGCUACAUCUUGGACAAUGGAGAAGAUAACAACAUAUUUGUUUGGAAAGGUUCGAAGGCAAACCCAAAUGAGCGUAAAGAGGCGCUAUCUGUUGCUCAACAGUUUAUCAAAGAAAAGAAAUACUCCCCAAGAACAAGGGUCCAGAUCAUUCCCGCAGGGAGUGAGACCACUCUUUUCAAGCAGUUCUUUUCCAAAUGGCUAGAAGGACAGACCACAGGCCAGACUUACACUGUGGGUCGUAUCGCUAAAGUGGAGAAGAUUCCCUUCGAUGCCUCAAAACUCCAUGGCAACAACCUGAUGGCUGCCCAGCACGGCAUGGUGGAUGAUGGCUCUGGGAAGGUCCAGAUCUGGCGUGUGGAAGGAGGUGACAAAGCCCCUGUGAACCCAUCCAGCUAUGGACACUUCUAUGGAGGAGACUGUUACCUGGUGCAGUAUUCCUACAAUGAUGGAAGCAGACAGAAGCAUAUCAUCUAUACUUGGCAAGGCCAGAAGUGCAGUCAGGAUGAACUGGCUGCUUCAGCUUUUCUCACAGUCAGACUGGAUGAUUCAAUGGGAGGAGUGGCCACCCAGGUCCGGGUGACUCAGGGCCGAGAACCUCCUCAUCUUGUGAGCUUGUUUAGGGACAAGCCUUUGGUCAUCCACCUGGGUGGGACGUCCCGUAAGGGUGGAGAGAGCAAACCUGCCAACACGCGGCUCUUCCAUAUCCGCCAGAGCUCCACCAAAGCAUUGCGGGCUGUUGAGGUGGAAGCCACGGCCUCCAGUCUGAACACUAACGAUGUCUUUGUGCUGAAAACGCCUAACUCCCUGUUCGUGUGGAAAGGAAAAGGAGCUAGUCCAGAUGAGAUGACUGCAGCUAAGUACGUUGCCAGCCUGCUGGGUGGAACUCCAACAGAGGUGGAGGAAUCCAAGGAGCCAGCUGGUUUUUGGUCAGCGCUGGGGGGAAAGAAAGACUACCAGACCUCCAAGACCCUCCAGAAAACAGUCACACCUCCAAGGCUGUUUGGGUGUUCCAAUAAGACUGGCCGACUCAUAGCAGAAGAGGUGCCUGGUGACUUCUCACAGAUUGAUCUGGCAACUGACGACGUCAUGAUUCUGGACACGUGGGAUCAGGUCUUUGUUUGGAUUGGAAAUGAAGCAAACGAAACCGAGAAGACUGGAGCACCUAAAAUCGCCCAGGACUAUGUGAAUUCAGACCCCUCUGGCCGUCGUGACAUCGCAAUCACCACCAUCAAGCAGGGGCAGGAGCCACCCUCCUUCACUGGCUGGUUCCAUGCUUGGGACCCCAAGAUGUGGGAUGUAGAUCCCUUGGCAGCCUUUAGCAAAAGGUUUUAAGGGGCAAAACACAUACUUUAAGGCUAUGCACCCUAAGUCUGAAGUAUGUUCAGCAAAACUUUCUUCCACUAUCUUUGCUGUUUUUCACACCAGUAAACUGGUUAUUUUUUGCAACCCACUAAGAAAAUAACAUGAUGUGGUCUUGUUUUGUAAGUUUUCAAAUUUUGUGACUUCUAAAACUGUUUAAUCCACAUAUCGUUAAGUGGGAUUUAAGAAAACAUCCUAAUAUAAGUACAGCUUCAAAUUUUACGUUGCAUUUUGCGUAUUUUGGUCCAGAUUGCAGAGAAAAAUGUUGACCCUAAAUUUGUAAAAUAAAUAAAUAAAUAAAUGUAUUUCUAACCCCA
Messenger RNA from Girardinichthys multiradiatus, 2661 nucleotides. It is a transcript of the gene scinla, whose product is annotated as scinderin like a. Gene Ontology annotation, biological process: actin filament severing; actin polymerization or depolymerization; barbed-end actin filament capping. NCBI's taxonomy places the organism in Eukaryota, Metazoa, Chordata, Actinopteri, Cyprinodontiformes, Goodeidae. The transcript is spliced from 17 exons. Gene Ontology annotation, molecular function: phosphatidylinositol-4,5-bisphosphate binding; actin filament binding. Gene Ontology annotation, cellular component: actin cytoskeleton; cytoplasm. Bases 17 to 2317 code for a protein of 766 amino acids. The record is from RefSeq and is a predicted model, not a curated record.